This is a messenger RNA of Serinus canaria (Common canary), 1671 nucleotides long. RefSeq names its product otolin 1 (gene OTOL1). Bases 1 to 1362 code for a protein of 453 amino acids. The transcript has 4 exons. NCBI's taxonomy places the organism in Eukaryota, Metazoa, Chordata, Aves, Passeriformes, Fringillidae. Gene Ontology annotation, molecular function: protein binding. The record is from RefSeq and is a predicted model, not a curated record.
AUGCCGAGCUGCCCGCGGCCCGUCCCGCUGCUGCUGGCGCUGGCCGCCGUCCCCGCGCUGGCGGCGCUGAAGGUGACCCCGGCCGUGCUCCACACCAAGCCCAAACCCUCCCAGGCACCGGCAGCUCCCCCGGCUGUCCCGGGGAGGAUCCCGUUCCCAGCAGCGCCGGGCAGAGCCGAGCUCCCCACGCUGUUCCCCCUGGAGAACUCCACGCUGGACUCGGCCGAGUUCUUCUUCAACUGCUGCGACUGCUGCCCGCCCGCGGCGGGGCCUCGGGGCUGGCCGGGCCCCCCGGGACCCCCAGGUCCCACGGGGGAGAAGGGAGAUGCUGGGCUGCCAGGGCCACCAGGAACCCCUGGCCCCCAAGGGCCAAAAGGCUCUAAAGGAGAAAGAGGAGGAAAAGGGGAGCAAGGGGAGCGAGGAGCGAGUGGAAGCCCCGGUUAUCCAGGGAAACCUGGGCUGCAAGGUGAAGCUGGAGCCAAAGGCAAUAAGGGCAGCUACGGCUUCCCUGGACUGAAGGGACAAAAGGGAGCUAAAGGGGACACCUGUGACAACGGCACCAAAGGAGACAAAGGGGACAGGGGGGACCCCGGAGAGCCGGGAGCGGGCGGAGAGCAGGGGGACAAGGGAGAAAAGGGGGACACGGGGGAAAAGGGGUACUGUGGGGAGCCGGGGGGCAGAGGGGCCAAGGGCGACAGAGGGGAAGGGGGCACCAAGGGUGAGAAGGGCAGCAAGGGGGACACGGGCACCGAGGGCGCGCGUGGGGCGGCCGGCAGGCAGGGAGAGAAGGGCGAGCAGGGCCACAAGGGCGACAAGGGGGACUCGGGCCCCGCGGGCACGGCUGGCCCCGGCGGGCCCAAGGGCGAGCCCGGUGCCAAGGGCGGCCGCGGCGCCCCGGGCAGGAAAGGCUCCCGCGGGGCCAAGGGCGCCCGGGGGGCCGCGGGCAGUGCCCCACGCUCGGCCUUCAGCGCGGGGCUGUCGCGGCCCUUCCCGCCUCCCAACGUGCCCAUCAGGUUCGACCGCGUGUGGUUCGACGAGCGCCACGACUACGACCCCGCCACGGGCAAGUUCAACUGCAGCGUGGCCGGCGCCUACGUCUUCUCCUACCACGUCACCGUGCGCGGCCGCCCCGCGCGCCUCAGCCUGGUGGCCGGCAGCAGGAGGGUGGCCAAGGCCAGGGACACCCUCUACGGCCAGGACAUCGACCAGGCCUCCUUCCUGACCAUCCUCAAGCUCAGGGUGGGCGACCAAGUGUGGCUGGAGGUCGGCAAGGACUGGAACGGGCUCUACGCCGGCGCGGAGGACGACAGCGUCUUCACGGGGUUCCUGCUGUACCCCGAUGGUUUUGAGGUCCUUCUGUGAGUUUAUAACCCCGAGGAACGUCUUUUGCCUCUGGGUGCGAGAGGAGAAAAGGGCAGCACCUUGGUUUAGCUGCUGUUUUUGUGAGGUUUUAACAAAAAUGUUGCUAUUUGCAAGGCACGGAUUAGUAGAAGUCGCGCAUCCUUCGCCCAUUGUCCGAGCACCAACAGGACCAGCGUGGGGAGGGCAUUUCCCAGCACAGUUUGUAAUUAGAAUACUCAAAUCAUGGAAUGAAACUCCUUCCCAGCUCCUGCAGUCCUUGCAUGGCCCAGACUCCCUCUAGGAAUCAGUUCUGAUCUCUCUGAUUUUGGU